Molecule: messenger RNA, 1366 nt
Organism: Salarias fasciatus (jewelled blenny)
Lineage: Eukaryota; Metazoa; Chordata; Actinopteri; Blenniiformes; Blenniidae
Gene: sh3bgrl
Product: SH3 domain binding glutamate-rich protein like
Exons: 4
Coding region: 205-552 (115 amino acids)
Cellular component (GO): cytoplasm
Source: RefSeq, a predicted model, not a curated record
UCCAGAGCUCGGAACUGGAGCAUUUGCGCAGACAGUCUGCGCUGCCCACAUCGCUCGAGACGCGUCGCACACCGGGGAACUUUGUAGUACUUUUUGUUUUUAUUCCGCUGAACCGCCCGCAGGAACAAUAAAGAGAGAGAGAGAGAGAGAGAGAGAGCAGUCUGCAGAGGAGAACAGAGAGACUCCACACAUCAGGGAUAUAACAUGGUGAUCAAAGUGUACAUAGCAUCGUCCUCCGGAUCCACUUCGAUUAAAAAGCAGCAGCAGGAUGUGAUGGGCUUCCUGGCGGCCAAUAAGAUCGAAUACAUGGAGUGCGACAUCGCCGCCAGCGAGGAGAAUCGGAAGUGGAUGAGAGAGAACGUCCCCGAAGAGUCCAGGCCCGCCACGGGACACCCGCUGCCCCCUCAGAUAUUCAACGAGAGCAAAUACUGCGGGAACUAUGAGGCCUUCUUCGAUGCCAGAGAGGACAACGCCGUGUACGCAUUUCUGGGUCUGACCGCUCCGCCGGGCUCCAAGGAGGCCGAGGCUCUGGCGAAGAAGGCGCAGCAGUAGCAGCGUGGGUGAUUCCAUUUCUACCUGAGAGACCAGACCUGGACCCAGACCAUCAUCAUGUUGGACUUUAUUCAUUUAAUUUUCAGGAAUUUGUGUUUUUUCUCUUUUUUUUUUUUUUUUGUAUAAAUCAAACUGUUCAGCUGUGCCUUGCCAGCUGUAGUGAAAGGAGGUACUAAAACGGAGCGCCACGGCUCCGCUUCCUCCCGUUCGCCUCAGCCCGCCAACCAACACGCCAGUGUACCGUCACCAUGUUCCACCUCCAGACAGCGUUUCCCAGCCGCUCCUCCACCCGCCCGGCGUAGCCGGCAGAAGUCUUAGCGCUCCGAGCACCAACAGCCUGCCUGCUCCACCCGUCGCCACCAACAUUCACGGCACUUUCUGGAAAAGUAAUCUGUUACAAUCCCAUACUCUGUGUUUUCUUUACUUCAUAUUGUCUUAAUGACGUUUUAAGAGCAAGUUUUUUUUUUUCUACAAGAUGAUGUAUGUUUAAAAAAGAAAAAGUUUUAUCAAUACAUGCCAAAAUGGACACGUCUGCAAACACAGUAAACUGUGCAGUAGAGUUUAUUUGUUUAUUUUGUUUUGUUUAGGAAAGUCGGACAGCACUUUCUUUUUUUUUACUAUCAGAUCAGAUUGAUGUUUCACAUUGUGUUGGGCAAUCCAGUUUUUUUGACAAUGUGUCCCACCCUGAAAUAUAUAUAUAAAAAAAAAUAAAAAUAAAAAAAACAGAAAAAAACCCGGCUCAGAAAUGUACCAAGCCUCCUGUUAACAAACUGUUCUUUUAUAUGUACAAUAAAUAAAUUUUAAGGUUACUGAG